UCAAAACACGAAACGACUCCAUCCUCCCGAUGCCGACUGACCAUCCCCCUGACCCCUCCAGGAAGCGUUUUAAAAAAGAGAAUCUCAAGAUGCGCACAAUAGAGUGCAUCAGGUUCCGGAAAUUUCGUUGCAGGCCCCGGUGAUAACAGGGCAUUAACGCUCAAAAAGCUAAAAGCACGCAAGCCAUUAAACAACAGACCACAUGUCCGAUCUCCAGCAGCACUACACCCUCUUUUCUAUUUGCGUCCCGCUGACUUAUUGCACUCUCCCGUCAGCUCUCUUGUCCAAAUAAAUGCGCGCACCUCUGAUUGUGAAUAAGAAGAAAAACAAACACACACGCACGCACAAUGCGCAAUGAAUUAUUUUCGGUCCGCGAGCGUCGAGGAGAAACUUUGAUUGCCCUCUAGGUCAAAUUCAGGCUCCUUUCGAGAUAUCAUCGCUUAUUUAUUUUUAUACGCCGUCCGCGCGGUGCUCAUUUUUUACUCAAUAACUUCGCCGCCUUUUUAUCUGAUCACCCGAUUGGCUUUACUGCCGCCGCCGCGGUUGCUCUGCCCCUUUUGUUGCGCUCGCCAAGUGUAUUGAUUUCUGAUUUAUAUUUCGACAUGUUCUUCGUACCUUAAUUGAGAAUAUAGGCAAUUGCACUCAGAGAUUAAUUUAGAUUUCUCUCUAUAAUAUUGGAUUACACUCGUCACGUAUUUUCCAAUUAAAUGCUCAAUCAAACUUGAGGUUUUGAAAUUUACACUUCUAUCUCAUCAGCGACCGCAAAAUGCGCUUCCAGUUCUCCGCGAAUAUAACAUGCUCUGUUCGGUUGCAAAACGGAACGCUAUCUAAUUAUUCCUCGAGGAUACCGCCAUGCUUGUGGUACACUAUUGACACAAAGUCAGACUUUAAUUACAUACACGUGCUAUUCAUGCACCGCCACACCAAAAGAGCGUAAUUUGUUCUCGGAAGAAAAGUCGAGGCAAGAGCAAAACGUGGCUAAAUUGUAUCUCCGAUUCCUCUGAAUUUCCGACUUUGUUUUAAACAGUUCUAAUGAUCCUAAGAUUCUAGCAAAAAGAGUCAAAUGAUCAUGAUGCUAAUUAAAAUAUUCCCAGAACUCUUUUGUAUGUUGAUUUCGUUGCAAAGUCUUAAAUUUUCUCCAAAUACGCCACCUUCAAUGUACUCAGGGGCUGUUUCUCCAGCACAAAAGACGUUUCCACCCUUUUCUUCCCUAUUCAACGAAUCAGUAGAAGCUGUGGCAGCACGCGCACACAGCAAGCCUCGUUGUGUAUUGUUUGCCAGAGGCAUGAGGAGGAAAAGAUGCGAAAUGGGGGUUGGAAAAGCGGUGGCAGUAUUAGCCACAUCAAUUAAAGUGGCUGUUUGCUCGAAAAAGAAGCAGAGCGACGCCUCCAAGUCUGGAGAGCAGGGAAGGGGUAAGUGGGGCACUUGUGCGGCGGGGGCCUUUGGAUUCGAGCCUAGUUCAAAAUGCGAGCGACCCCUCGCAGGCAGUGAUGGCCGGCGAGACCUACACGCGGACCCAGAUGCUUCUCUGCGUGGGUCUGAUGGGCCUGCUCGUGGGCCUGGUUUUCCUCGUGGCCGGCGCCGCCACCCAGUGGAUCAUGCCGCACGAGCCCCCUAAGGCGAACCACCUCACCAACGGCGAUAUUAAGGAGAAUUCUCCAGACGACUUUUUGACCGGAGAUCCGUCAGACAGGGGCGACCUGGGCUCGGUGCCGCCCUUCCCACCGCCGCCACCUCGGAUGCACCUUUGGUGUAAUAAUACCUUUCUAAAUUGUUCAGACGGCUUAAAAGGAGAUAAAGGUGAAAAAGGAGAGCGGGGUCCGCCAGGAGAGGUGUUGCGUGGCCCUCCAGGUCCGCCUGGAGAGCCAGGCUAUGGAGGUAACGGAGGUGGCGAUUUUCUCUCUGGAGAAGGAAUUUCAAGAGGUCCGAUCGGACCACCUGGUCCGCCAGGCACGUGCACAUGUAACACGUCCAUGAUAUUUGGACCUGACGGCCAGAUACCUGAUCUGAUUCCUGGGCCACCUGGGAUGCCAGGUAGAGACGGAAAAACAGGGCAGCCUGGCUUAUCAGGUCUGCCGGGUCCUACUGGUGAACGUGGUGCUCCAGGCCAGAGGGGCGAAAAGGGGGAUCGAGGUGAUGGCGGUCCUCAGGGAUUGGAAGGCCAGCCAGGUCAAAAGGGUGAGCCUGGUCGGGAUGGCACUCCGGGCCUGCAAGGUCUGCCUGGCCCUCCCGGAUCCCCAGGCAAUUCGGAUUACACAAAUUAUGACCCUGGGUGGAGGCCGCGGGGCAAUCUCAAGGACUCGCUUCUUGGCGGCUCAGGGUUCAGUCAGGGCAUGGGACGCCCUGGUAGCCCGGGGCCAAAAGGGGAGAAAGGUGAUGGAGGGCCUCACGGACCAAGGGGUGAGAGAGGUGUGCCUGGAAACAAAGGGGACCGCGGGGAGGCCGGCACGAGAGGGCAGAAGGGCGAUAAGGGUCAUCAAGGAAGCAUUGGUUACCAAGGGUUCAAAGGUGAGCGAGGUGAGCCUGGAAUUGAUGGAAUGCCAGGCAUGCCAGGAGAAAAUGGCCUGCCUGGCGGAAAGGGAGAUAAGGGAGACAUGGGCCCAAUGGGACCUCCUGGCCCUCCAGCUAUAAACGCAGCCAGUCUCAUUGCGGGAGACAACUUGCUCAGCACCGAGAAAGGGGAUAAAGGAGACAAAGGGGAUUCAGGCUAUCCUGGAGUUGAUGGCAAGGAUGGUUAUCCUGGGGCGAAAGGUGAGCCUGGAGAACUGGUUUCAAUUGACGGCAAGUCUUUGAAGGGAGAUAGAGGUGAAAGAGGAAAGAGAGGAAAACGUGGAGAGCCUGGACCACCUGGGCCUCCUGGCCCCCCAGGACCAGUAGGACCGCGAGGGGACUUUGGUCUUCCAGGAUGGGGUGUGAAAGGAGAUAAAGGUGAUUCUGGUUCAAAGGGGGAGCCUGGUGAAGGCGAAGGUUUGCUACCGAAGGGGCUACAUUAUGUGCCAGUUCCUGGACCACCAGGGCCUCCUGGCCCACCUGGUCCUCCAGGAAUAUCAAUCCAGGGCGAAAAAGGAGAUGCUGGACCACCUGGAGAACCAGGUUUCCACUCAUACAGGCCUCCUAGUCCUGUCUACGGAGAUCCUACCCUCACUGGGAAACAUGGCAGUGCAAGAGGAAGUCUUGAGGAGCUCCGAUACAUUAAACAAAUGAAGGACAUGAAAGAUGGACUUGCUCCUAUGAUUCAUCAUUCUGGUCAUCAACACCACCACGAGGCGCCACCCCCACCGCCUCAAGUCAAGAUUGUUCCCGGGGCAGUCACAUUCCAAAAUGCAGAGACCAUGAUCAAAAUGUCCUCUGCUUCACCUGUGGGCACAAUCACUUUCCUUCUCGACGAGGAGGCUCUUCUAGUCAGGGUCAAAAGUGGCUGGCAGUAUAUAGCUCUUGGGAAUUUGGUGUCUGUUGACGCUACUGUACCGCCAGAGGUCAUGACCACCACUGAGCCUACGAUUGUGCCACCAUUUAAGCCUCAGUUGAAGGUUUCCAACCAACUCAAAACUGUUGACGGCCCUCAUUGGACUCCUAGGAUGUUGAGAAUAGCAGCCCUGAAUGAGCCAACUUCAGGAAACAUGCAUGGUGUCAGAGGCGCCGAUUACAAUUGCUACAGGCAGGCACGGAGGGCAAACCUCCGAGGUACCUUCAGGGCAUUUUUGGCCUCUAGGGUCCAGGAUUUGGACUCCAUUGUGCGCUCCUCGGACAGGGAUUUGCCAGUCCUAAAUAUCAAGGGAGAUGUCUUGUUCAACUCUUGGAAUGAGCUGUUUAACGGCGACGGUGCCCUCUUCCUCGGCCAGUCCAGAAUUUACAGCUUCAGUGGCAGGAAUAUCCUUACAGAUCAGACCUGGCCGCUGAAAGCCAUCUGGCAUGGGUCGCAACUGCUGGGCGAGCGGGCGGUGGACACAUACUGCGAGGCGUGGCACUCAGAGUCGAUGGACAAGCUUGGCCUGGGCUCGUCACUGCUCAAAGGUCGGCUGCUGGGCCAGGAGCGGUUCACUUGCGACCAGAAGCUGAUUGUGUUGUGCGUGGAGGCUACCAGCAUAGCUCGCAGCAGACGCAGCAUUCCCGAGGACAAGAUUCUCAGCGAGUCGGAUUACAAUGCGCUCAUCAGUGGCGUCAACUGAAUUGUUCUCUCUGCUCUAUCUCUAUAUCUGUAUCGCGUUCAUCCGUCCUCGCUGAAAACUAAUUUAUUAUAUAUCAUUCAGACACGCGCGCAAAAACCAUCAUUCACAUUCUCCUCAGCUUGUAAUUAAAUGUAAUACUCAUCUGGUCACGACUUCUCAAGCUCUCUACUCUUAUGUUAAUAUUAAAAUGCGUGCAAUAAUAUUUAAAACCAACUCUUUGCAACUAUAUUGAGUGCUUUUGAGUUACCAACAGCAAAAUUCAAUAAUUAUUGCAUAUGCCCUCAUGGUUUGAUCAAAUGUUAAUUGUCCUAGUGUUCAUAUGAUAACGUGUAGUACUUUGUAAUUUUUACUGACACCAUUCUAUUUAUUAAAUCCUUUUUUAGCAUUCAGCUCAUUUCCUUAUCACUGUAUUAAUCAUUGUUUUCACCGUUUUCACAUUCCAAACUUACUGCUUUGAUGCAGUAAAAUAAGUGCAUGUGUGUAUGUUAACUGAUUCAAGUUAUAAAAUUUGGAAAAAUGAUGACAAGUUUUGUAAGAUUGAGGCUUUAUUCUGUUCAAUUACCAGAUAUGAAUUUUAUAUAAUCAAUGUAACAAAUUAACAUCUAAGUUAGCAAACUAAUUAAAGCAGUGCUGUCUGGACUAUUGAUAAUUUGUGUAAUUUGUGAUUGUCGAAACGUAUAUAGGAACAAUGCCAAUUUUUGCAUUGACUCAUUUGAUGUAUGCUUGUGAAAUUAACAAAAUAAUACAAUAUAAAUAUAAAAAUGCUAUUGAAGAUUUUUCUGUCCGUCAGGCAUAAGGUAGAUAAUUCCCUCGUCUGUAACUUUUAACUUACUAUGUAUAAUGGUAUUGAAAGUUAAAUCAUGUAAGAACAAAAAAUGGAAAGAAAUGAUAAAAUUAUGUAUCAAUUGAUAUCACAACAGGUACCGCGCAGGCUAUAAUAAAAUUAUGUUGUGUAUACUGAAAACCUCAAAACUAGCUGUAAAUUUAUGUGUAAAUAAUAAAAAUGUUGUAAACAUAA
Messenger RNA from Cloeon dipterum, 5187 nucleotides. RefSeq names its product Multiplexin (gene Mp). Gene Ontology annotation, molecular function: extracellular matrix structural constituent conferring tensile strength. The transcript has 23 exons. Gene Ontology annotation, biological process: extracellular matrix organization. NCBI's taxonomy places the organism in Eukaryota, Metazoa, Arthropoda, Insecta, Ephemeroptera, Baetidae. The coding region runs from base 1491 to 4169 and encodes 892 amino acids. The record is from RefSeq and is a predicted model, not a curated record.